AUUAGAUAAGAAUAUAAAAUGUACAUGGUGAAAAAUGAUAAGAAUUUGUACGCUUAUAAAAGUCGCCUGUUCCUUGAUAUUGUCAGUUAAAAGAAUCGAGCUCGAGAAGCAAAUACAAAAAAAAAAAAAAGACAAGGUUCUUCACGAUGAAAGGAACAUGGUAUGUGGUAAUUACGGUCAUCGCGGCUACAUUGGCCAUUGUUAUGACCGAAGAUACGGUGAUAACACCAAUACCAACGGAAUGUCCCGCAGUAGAUCCUCUCAACUACACUGUCCAUUUGGCGCACGAGUCGGAUUGCACUAAAUUCUACAAAUGUGAUCAUGGCAAGAAGAUCGAGAUGUCUUGUCCAUUGAUGAACAAUAACGGAGAGAAACUGCACUUCAAUCCUAAACUACAAGUUUGUGACUUUCCAGAAAAAGCUGGUUGUACAUCUUCUACUAAGGAUCCUUCUAAACCUACCCCAACUGUACCUACUCCAUCUAAACCUACCCCAACUGUACCUACUCCAUCUAAACCUACCCCAACUGUACCUACUCCAUCUAAACCUACCCCAACUGUACCUACUCCAUCUAAACCUUCCUCGUCUCAACCUACUCCAUCUGAACCUACUUCAACUAAACCUUCCUCAUCUAAACCUAACCCAUCUCAACCGAGUUGUUCUCCAGAUGGUGUCGGUCAAUCUCAUGAAUGCUCUUGCGAAAAAUAUUAUCUCUGCAAAAACAGCGAACUCGUUCUUCAAAAAUGUCCCGAUGGUCUUCACUGGAACUCCAAAGCAGGCAAGUGCGAUAAAGCUAUCGAGUCGAAUUGUAUCAAAGAGAAAACUUUGAAAUGGUAUUAUUAAUUCGUUUGAACAACGAUGAACUUAUAAAGCAUAAUAUUAGCCAAAAAUGUAAAUAACAAUAUCAUUAUAAAUAAACAUAGCGUCGACGAUAUCGAUAAGAAGUUUAGUAUAAGGAGUAUCGGCUAAUUCAGAUAACAGAAUUAAUAAAAUAAGUCGUGAUAUAAAUAGAAAUUCGGUUCGAUGAUCAUAAUAAUUCGAUGUCAAUUUUAUCGUCAAAUCAAAUGCGCGCUUUUUAUUACAAUGGAAACAUUAUUUCUUAUCGAUGAUACAAGUCGAUAAAAUAGUUAUCUCUCACUAUUGUCAUUCGACGACAUCUACCAUUAUUUAAGCGCAACUAAAGUAUCACACGAUAAUAAGUAUCACACUCUCUGCUGUUUUUGUGGAGAAAUAUAUCAAUGAAAGAUUUAUAA
Molecule: messenger RNA, 1252 nt
Organism: Vespa crabro (European hornet)
Lineage: Eukaryota; Metazoa; Arthropoda; Insecta; Hymenoptera; Vespidae
Product: peritrophin-1-like
Exons: 2
Coding region: 147-842 (231 amino acids)
Cellular component (GO): extracellular region
Molecular function (GO): chitin binding
Source: RefSeq, a predicted model, not a curated record